GCUCGGCGGCGAGCGUCUCGGGAGCGGCCCGCGCCAGCCAUGGAGCCGGGGGGGCUUCGAGGGAAGAACGGCCGAGGAGGAAGCAAGAUGCUCCGCGGUGACGGAGACGAGCUCGGCUGGGAGGCGGCGGCGGGCGGCGGCGGCGGCAGCACUAAAAAGCCCAAGUUUCACUUGCACAUCAAGACACUGACAGAUGAUGUGUUUGAUAGAUUUUCAAGUAUACGAAUUCCUGGGAGCAAAAAAGAUAGACCAACUAUAAUGAAUAUGAAACAAUCGCAUUCCACAACCAGCAGCUGGCCUACAUUUACAGAUGUGGAUGACUUCAUUCCUAAUCCUUUAUCAGAUGGGGAGAUCCUAUCACUAUUUGAAAAAAUGAUGGAAGAUAUGAAUUUAAAUGAAGAUCGGAAGGCACCAUUGAGAGAGAAAGAUUUCAGUACCAAAAAAGAAAUGGUGGUGCAAUAUAUUAGUACUGCUUCUAAAGUGGGGGGCCUCAAGAGGAGCAAGCAGAUUUCAUCUCAGGAGUUCAUAUAUGAACUUAAAUCAGGAACAGUAGAUGAAAAACUUGUUGGUUGCUUAGAAUCCCUCCGCGUGUCAUUGACUAGUAAUCCUGUCAGUUGGGUCGAGAACUUUGGAUAUGAAGGACUUGGAUUACUACUGGACAUCUUGGAAAGACUGGUUGAAGCAAAGCAACAGGAACAAAUUCUGAAGAAGUUACAGCACAAGAUCAUACAGUGCUUGAAGGCCUUUAUGAAUAAUAAGUAUGGUUUGGAAAGAAUAAUGGGUGAAGAGAGAAGCUUUUCAUUACUGGCCAAAGCAAUUGAUCCUAAACAAAUCAGCAUGAUGACGGAUAUAGUUAAACUUCUUUCUGCAAUAUGUAUUGUUGGAGAGGAAAACAUCCUUGAAAAAAUUUUAGACGCUUUGACUACAGCAGCAGAAGAGAAAAACAUUGACAGAUUUUGUCCCAUUGUGGAAGGUCUUCAGGGGAAUUCCAUCCAUCUGCAAGUAGCCUGUAUGCAGCUGAUCAAUGCACUAGUUACGUUUCCUGAUGAUUUGGACUUCAGACUCCACAUUAGAAAUGAAUUUAUGCGUUGUGGAUUGAAAGAGCAAGUGCCACAACUGAAAUGCUUGAAGAAUGAUGCUUUGGAUAUUCAACUAAAAGUGUUCUGUGAACAUACAGAAGAAGACAUGAUUGAAUUUUCCCAUCGUUUAGAAGAUAUCAGAUUGGACUUUGAUGAAGCAAAUGAUGUUUACAAUGUGGUGUGGAACACUGUCAAGGACACUAGUGCAGAAGGCUAUUUUCUUUCUAUACUUCAGCAUCUCUUGUUGAUCAGAAAUGACUCUUUUAUAAGGCCACUAUAUUUUAAGUUAAUUGAAGAGUGCAUUUCACAGAUAGUCUUACAUCGAAGUGGAGUAGACCCAGAUUUUAGUUAUCGUAAAAGACUGGAUGUAGACUUCAGUCAUUUAAUGGAUAUUUGUAUUGAGCAAAAGAAAAUAGAAGAACUUGAAAAGAGAGCUUCAGAAUUUUCAAAAAAGUUUGAAAAUGAAUUUGUAGCACAUCAAGAGACAAAAGCACAACUUCAAAAAAUUGAAGAAAAUAUUCUUCACACUGAAGCAAAUGGAAAAGUUUAUAAACAUAAGGAUGGCUCAAUAACGAAUGACAUAGGUGCCUCUCCAGUGAAAUCUUUGGAAGGACAUGUGACUCCAGUCUCAUUAGCUGGAGCUCUGCCACCACCGCCACCACCCCCAUUGCCACCUUCAUUGACAAGUAGUUCAGGAAAGGCUCCUCCUUUUGGUGUGCCACCACCACCACCACCACCACCACCACCACCACUACAGACAUUGCCAGGAGCACCGUGUUCUCCUCCUCCUCAAGUGCUGCCUUAUGGAUUGAAGCCUAAAAAAGAAUUUAAACCUGAGGUCACUAUGAAAAGACUGAACUGGUUAAAGAUUAGACCACAAGAAAUGAAUGAGAACUGUUUCUGGAUUAAGGCAAAUGAUGGCAAAUAUGAGAGUGCUGAUCUUUUAGGCAAGCUGGAGCUUACCUUUUGUUGUAAAAAAACCAUUAAAAAUGAUGAAAAUAUUGAAGAGAGAAGUAUUAAAAAACGAAUCAAAGAACUCAAAAUUUUGGAUCCAAGGAUUGCUCAAAACCUUUCUAUCUUCUUAGGUUAUUUUCGGGUACCUUAUGAAGAAAUAAAAAUGAUGAUACUGGAAAUAGAUGAAGCCCAGUUGUCGGAGUCUAUGCUUCAGAAUCUAAUAAAACACCUUCCCGAACAAAAACAACUGAAUGAAUUGUCCAAAAUGAAGAGUGAAUAUGAAAACUUGUCUGAACCAGAACAGUUUGGUAUUGUGAUGAGUGGUGUAAAGAGGCUGAAGCCACGGCUGAGUGCUAUUCUUUUUAAGCUUCAGUUUGAGGAACAGGUGAAUAACAUCAAACCUGACAUCAUGGCUGUCAGUGCUGCCUGUGAAGAGAUAAAGAAGAGCAGGAGCUUCAGUAAGCUUCUGGAACUAGUAUUGCUAAUGGGAAACUACAUGAAUGCAGGAUCUCGAAAUGCACAGACAUUUGGAUUUAACCUCUGCUCCUUAUGUAAAUUAAAGGACACCAAAUCAGUUGAUCAAAAGAUAACACUGCUUCAUUUUCUGGUGGAAUUGUGUGAAGAGAAGUAUCCUGAAGUCCUAAGAUUUGUUGAAGACUUGCAGAGCUUAGAUAAAGGAAGCAGAGUUUCAGCAGAAAGCUUGGAGAAGAGCCUAAAACAGAUGGAAAGGCAGCUUAUACAACUUGAGAAGGAUUUAGAGACCUUUCCCCUUUCUGAAGAUAUUCAUGACAAAUUUGUGACAAAGAUGUCCACCUUUGUAAUUCAAGCACGGGAACAGUUCCAGAAACUCUUGAGGAUGCAUAACAGUAUGGAAACACUCUAUCGGAAUGUAAUGGAAUUUUAUGCCAUCGAUUGGAAGAAAGUUUCAGUAGAAGAAUUUCUAACUGACUUGAACAAUUUUAGGACAAUGUUUAUGCAAGCUGCAAAGGAGAAUAUGAGAAGAAAAGAAGCAGAAGAAAAGCAGAAACUUGCUAGAAUUGCUAAAGAAAAAGCAGAAAGGGAAAAAAUAGAAAGACAAAGAAAGAAAAAGUGUUUGCUGGAAAUGAAAACAGAGGGUGAUGAGACAGGUGUGAUGGAUAGCCUACUGGAGGCCUUGCAGUCAGGUGCUGCUUUUCGAGACAGAAGAAAACGCACAAGGGCUAAAGAUACAGAUGUGCCACACAAUUUCAGCCCAACCUCUGAAAGACCUGUUCUGAAAGCUUGUAACCAUGAAAACCAAAAGGCACCAACAGAAAAGUUACAUUUGCACCACAAUAUGAACAUAACAUCAACAAGGAAUCCAAUGAACAAGGACCUUAAUUUCAAGAUGGAAACUAAUUCAUCUGUAGAAAAGAGAACAGCUGCUGGGAAGAAGGGUAUUAGUAAUGGAGGAAGUAGUAGAGGGAAAGAAAUGGAGCUUUCUGGCUUUGUUUCUAAAGGAGAAGCAAUUCCUGAAGUAGAAGCUCUGCUAGCAAGAUUACGAGCACUGUAAUCUUUGACUUCACCGAACAAAGCAAAAACUGAGUCCCUUAAGAUGCUCAAGAAAAAUGUAGGUCUAUAGCAGAAUAUACAACUUCAGAAAUGCAGGUGGAACGAUUCUCCAAAUCAGAAAUACCUGCAAGUAAAAAAUUAGCAUGUUCCUCUCUUUCAGAAAGACUAAUUCAUUAGCUUUUCACAUGCUGUGAGUAUUGGAUGUAAAUGAGCUUUUGAACAACUGAUCUCCAUUAGCUUUCUGAAACAGUACAUGUUAUUAUCUGAUUGGCACCAAAAAGAAGCUUCUCAUGGCUGCUACAUGUUUUGCAUGAUGCACAUUUGAUGUAUGGAUUUAUAAUGUUUUGUGCCUGAAUAUAAAACUCUUCUUUGUAUUCCUGUAAUAUGGCAUUGAUGUCUUGCAUAGUUGGAAGACAAUUCAAGGAGGGAAAGGGGGGGGGGAUUUUGGUUCACAGAUCUGUUGACUGUUGAUUAACACUCAUCCCCUCCCCAAUGUGCUCCACUUUAAAACAAUUGUAAGCUAUUGAUUUAAAUUUUAAAAAAUGCAAAUCAAGCUAUGUACAUCCUGGGUAUUUUGCAUUGCAGAGUUCGAAAUUUUAGUAGAAAAAAGUGCAAUACAAUAUUACAUAAGUUAUAAAUAAGUUUAAUAGUAUAUUCUUCAUCAGGUAAGUGCUAAAAUGCAUUCAUUUAUUGUUAAUCUACAGACAACACUGCGUAUCUAUGCAUAAAGUAAUAUUAAAUGUAUGAUAAAAUGUAUAUCCAACCUAUAGCUGUUCCUCAAACUUGAAAUAAAACACAAUUUUGCCUUAGCACAAAUUUAUGAUUACUAAAGGAACUUAGUUACUCUUUGACUGUAACUGAUCUUAAUUUUUCUGUUGUGCACAGAAAGACACCUAAGGAAAUAUUUGCCAGAAUUGGCUUUUAAUUCGCUUUGUAACGAGGCAUGCUCUUGGAUUUGGUAGCGAUUUCUCACAUAAUUAAUCAAUAUUGGUGUAUUUUAAAUUCAUUUGUAAAUUGCACAUCACUGCAGUGUUGACUAAUUAAUUACUCUUGCAAUAGUAUGUUGCUUCUGGAUCCAUUUAUGAGAGCCUUAUAAGAUCAUACCUGCAGAUUAUUUGGACACCAAUUAAUAAUUUUCUUCAAAAUGUUGUGUAGGAGCUAUUUUUUUUAAAAAAAAUGCAUUGCCUUUAUUAUUUUUGAACAAAUAAAACCAGAAU
Messenger RNA from Zootoca vivipara (common lizard), 4780 nucleotides. The record is from RefSeq and is a predicted model, not a curated record. NCBI's taxonomy places the organism in Eukaryota, Metazoa, Chordata, Lepidosauria, Squamata, Lacertidae.